Molecule: messenger RNA, 834 nt
Organism: Colletotrichum lupini
Lineage: Eukaryota; Fungi; Ascomycota; Sordariomycetes; Glomerellales; Glomerellaceae
Exons: 6
Coding region: 1-834 (277 amino acids)
Source: RefSeq, a predicted model, not a curated record
AUGCAGCUGGCGGAAAAGGGAGGGAGGGCUUCGGGAACCCUCGCCUCCCUUUGGAUAGAUCGCGAGGGGAAACAACCCAGCCCCAUCUCGCCCAUUCGUAGAUGUAAACUGGCCGACGUCACGGGCUGGAACGUGUCAGCUAGGGUCGAUAAUAAGACGAAUCCGCCAGAAGUCCAUGUUAAGAAAGCUGCGAAGAUGAUGUUCAAGGUCAUCAUCGCUGAUGUCGAUGGAUUUUCGACAGCCUUGAAGCCCGCCGGAGUCCCGAGCCGUUCGGCGGGGUUCUACUGUCGAGUAAACUUCGGGCCGGCUCCGGCAACCGGCAUGAACUCUCCCUCAUUAUUAACAAUAACGGAGAUUUCAAAUCUCACUUUUCUCGACCGUCGCCGAGGAGCGCGCAAGAUACCUAGAUGUUUGUGUUCCCCAACGCACGGAACCUCGGCGCCUACUUACAUGCAGGCUUUCGGAACUAGCAGAGUCCAACGAAAUGGUAUUUCAGGCAGGCUGGACGAAAUCUCGCAUAAGUCGGCGCUGACCAACCGGAGACUGAAGUCUACUGUCCCCAAGAAUCGAGUGAGACCACCUGCUUGCACCCGACCCGAUCCACCAGCAGCCUGCUUCAAGGGUGACCAAAAUUCUCAGAUAUCGCGCCUCGAAAGACUCGAGAUCAGCACUCUCGUGCCGAAACCCCUGCACCGAGCCUUGCUGCUGAUACCCCAGACGCUGCGCCAGUUGCCACUAGGAACAGCCACUCUAUUCAGCUUCUGCAUAGCGACCAUGUCUUAUCACAACCGGACGCCUGUCUUGCUGGCCACUUUCUUGCAAGUUUGCAGAUAG